UUUUUACUGUGUUUUGUUGUUUUUUUGGAGGGUGUACACUGAUUAUGUCUUUGGAGCGAAGUGCCCCCCCUCGGCUUGGGUGGGUGCCUGCACCUGCAUCGACCGCCUCGCUGCGACGACUCUAAAAACCGAAUUAUCGAAUCGCAGGUCGCUGUCGCGCAAGUUCUCGAGCAAGGACGUGAGCCUGGGCAGCCCGACGGUGAAGAAGCAGGUCGCGUUCCCGAGCCGCGGCUACCGCCCGGGCCCGGACGACCCCAGCUUCCAGAGCGUGCAGGUGGUGCCGCCCGGCGAGCAGCGCACGCACGGCGCCGGCGCCGCGGGCCAGGACGCGCCGCUGAAGCCCGCCGCCCUGCGCCGCCUGGUCCUCGACGCCAAGGGCCCGCUGUCCAAGUCGCUCUCCAUGCCGGACAUGGACAACCGGAGCAAGAAGAGGGACCGCCUGCUCGCGCUGCGUGACUUCGCGCGCUCCGAGUCCGAGAGGUCCUUCGACGAGUGCCAGAUGCGGCGGGCGCGCCUGCAGUCGCUGGGGCUGGCGUACCUCUCGCCGCAGAACAAGUCGCUGGCGCAGAGCUUCCGCUACAUGCGCACCAAGCCCACCAUCAUCGCCUUCAAGACGCCCAGCCUAGAGAGCUGCCAGGCCAGGCUGUCGGCGCUGGCGCUGGCGCAGGCCGCCGCCAGGGAGUCCCGCCCGGUCCGGGAGGCCGCCGCCGAGGAGGGCAGGGUGUCCGCCGACCCUGCGGCCGACUCCGAGUCCGAGGGCAAGCACACCUCGCCGCCGACCCCAAUCGGCAUGAACUACCCCGUGGGGAAGCCCCUAGAGAUCUACCUGGACGGGCCGUACGGAGCGCCGUCGUCGCACAUCUUCCGCGCGCAGCACGCCGUCCUCAUCGCCACCGGCAUCGGCGUCACGCCCUUCGCCUCCAUCCUGCAGUCCAUCAUGCACCGGUACUGGAAGGCCAGGCACACCUGCCCGCAGUGCACCUACUCCUGGGCCUCGGACAUUCCGGCCACCGUCAUGAACCUGCGCAAGGUGGACUUCUUCUGGAUCAACCGCGACCAACGGUCGUUCGAGUGGUUUGUGAAUCUGCUGUCGCAGCUGGAGAUCGAGCAGGCCGAGCUGGGCGGCGCCAUGGAGCGCUUCCUCGAGAUGCACAUGUACAUCACGUCCGCGCUGCAGAAGACGGACAUGAAGGCCGUCGGGCUGCAGCUCGCCCUGGACCUGCUGCACGAGAAGGUGAGCGACUUUCUGACUUUUUAA
Frankliniella occidentalis (western flower thrips) is the source of this 1258-nucleotide messenger RNA. RefSeq lists its product as uncharacterized. The transcript is spliced from 6 exons. Gene Ontology annotation, cellular component: plasma membrane; NADPH oxidase complex. Gene Ontology annotation, biological process: defense response; superoxide anion generation. Gene Ontology annotation, molecular function: superoxide-generating NAD(P)H oxidase activity. The record is from RefSeq and is a predicted model, not a curated record. NCBI's taxonomy places the organism in Eukaryota, Metazoa, Arthropoda, Insecta, Thysanoptera, Thripidae. The annotation marks the transcript as partial.